ACUAACCAUCAAAUUACCACCCAACUCCCCUUCGGCCCCUAUUGUCCUUGUUGAGUAACUCUCAGCUCCGAGCAUCACAAUUUCUAGGGUUUUUGCGAUCCUUCACCAUGUUUCUCACUAGAACUGAGUACGACCGAGGAGUCAACACAUUCUCACCUGAAGGCAGGCUGUUUCAAGUGGAAUACGCGAUCGAAGCAAUCAAGUUGGGUUCAACUGCAAUUGGAUUGAAGACGAAGGAGGGGGUUGUUCUUGCGGUGGAGAAGAGAGUCACCUCUCCUUUGCUGGAACCGAGCAGUGUAGAGAAAAUAAUGGAAAUUGAUGAGCACAUAGGCUGUGCUAUGAGCGGAUUGAUUGCUGAUGCGCGGACUCUGGUUGAGCAUUCUCGCGUUGAAACUCAGAAUCACAGGUUUUCAUAUGGCGAACCUAUGACGGUUGAGUCAACCACACAGGCUAUAUGUGAUCUUGCUCUUCGAUUUGGUGAAGGAGAUGAAGAAUCUAUGUCUCGACCUUUUGGGGUAUCACUUUUGAUAGCUGGGCAUGAUGAGAAUGGACCGAGCCUGUAUUACACAGACCCAUCAGGUACUUUCUGGCAAUGUAAUGCGAAAGCAAUAGGCUCAGGUUCCGAAGGUGCUGAUAGCUCUCUCCAGGAGCAAUACAACAAGGAGUUAACCCUUCAAGAAGCUGAAACGAUAGCUCUUUCCAUCUUGAAGCAAGUGAUGGAGGAAAAGGUGACGCCGAACAAUGUUGACAUUGCAAAAGUUGCUCCGAAUUAUCAUCUCUAUUCUCCUGCUGAGGUCGAAGCUGUCAUUGGUCGCCUCUAAGCGACUGCCAGCAUCACUCUGGUUUUCUCUUCAAUAUUUUCACUUGAAAACUUCUCUGCUUCCAACAUUUUCUUUCGCGAACUUUCAUUUUCUUAAUUUGCCUUCUGGCGGUUGCGGAAUUCAGGGAAAUGAGCAGACUCUUGUACUUCUUGCCCACUGACUUUUAAGAAAUUAUCUGUUCAUGAACUUUGUGGCAAUUCAUCAAGUGUCGGUACUGGGUUUU
Asparagus officinalis (garden asparagus) is the source of this 1044-nucleotide messenger RNA. Its product is annotated as proteasome subunit alpha type-5. The record is from RefSeq and is a predicted model, not a curated record. Gene Ontology annotation, cellular component: proteasome core complex, alpha-subunit complex; proteasome core complex; nucleus. Bases 108 to 821 code for a protein of 237 amino acids. Gene Ontology annotation, biological process: proteasome-mediated ubiquitin-dependent protein catabolic process. Lineage: Eukaryota; Viridiplantae; Streptophyta; Magnoliopsida; Asparagales; Asparagaceae. The transcript is spliced from 10 exons.